CUGAGCAAGCUCUGGAGGCCCUACACUUUUCACAAGGAAACAAUGUUGUCAUAUUUCCCUCAAGCUUCAGGCUCUCCUGCGCAGAGCGCAAACAACACAUUCGCAGCCUAGGGAUAAAAAGUGUGUGUUGGAGGGGUGUUGUGCCGCGGCUGCUGGUCGCACUUGAGUAUGCCCAGUAGCAUUGACCAUGGAGAUCGGACAGCGGCCCUGGCGCUUUUAGCCACGCCAGCCUUCCUUGCCUGCUAGGGGUAAUUGCGGGAGAGGGAGGCCUUUGGAGUUCUAACUACUCCGAGAAGGCUCCUUCCCACAUGAGCAGCACCAUGGGCUGCCAAGCUCUCAGGCCUGCCCCGCCAUCUCGAUCCGGGACGGAGGGGAUGUGAGUAGCGGUGGGGGGGGAAUAGACAGCCCCCAGCCAACAAAGCCCCCUCUCUAUGCCGCAGCGCAGGGCAGCUCCACCUCUUAGUUGGGCGAACUUCUGCAGCCUCUCCCGUGUGGCUUGUCGCAUCAAAACCUCCGCCUCUCCUAUGACUGGCAUCAUGCCCGCCGUCGCCGCUGUCGUCGUCCUCUCGGUUGCUUCCGGACUGCGGCAGCCGACACCGCCUCCUCUUACUAGGCUGGGCUGGCCUUGCCUAAGAAGUCGGUUGCCUCGGUAACCAGGAGGCGCGCUAGGCCGGCUCCUGUUGAGGCUUCCCAACUUUCCGCUUAUCGCGAAGUGCGGACGCGGGAUCUUUGGGGUGCGUCUGGGAAGGAGCCGGCGACUGAAGGGAUCUCUCAUGGAUAAACCUUAAAAGAGAUAAACAACCAUGGAGGAGGAAUUUACAGAAUACCUUGUUUCUGCUUCUGAAAAGCUGUUACUUGAAUAUGGACAAACUGCUGAUCAAAAUGAUGUAAAGAAGCUGCGAGAUCUUGUUAUGGUUAGACUACAUGCUCAGUAUUUAUGCAAUCUACAAGGCAUACAGUAUUGUGUUUCGCUUAAAAUAUGUGAUUUGUCUGGUAAUUUCCUUACAAAUGCUGAUGCACUUGAAUGUUGCACUAGUUUAAUUAAACUGGAUCUCCAUAACAAUCAGCUAGAAGAGCUUCCAGGCCCGGUAUUUUGGGGAAACAUGGCAGAGCUACAACUACUGUAUCUUCAUGACAAUGGCAUUUCAACACUGGAAAAUGUGUAUUCAUUAUCUUUCUGCCCUAAGCUGACUGCGCUCACCUUGUUCAACACUCCACUGUGCCUGAAAAUAGCCUAUAGGCAUAUUGUUGUUAACAGCAUUUUUUCACUCAAGGCCCUGGACUACUAUGUCAUUUCCGAUGAGGAAAUAAUAGAGGACUGGAGGCUUCCUGAAAAAUAUAAACCAUUUACACCUAGCCUUUAUGUUGAUUUUUGCCCUCUUUCUGAAAAGGAAACUACAUUUCAGGAAGAAAUGAAAAUGGUAAGAGAGAUAAUUUCCAAGAUAAAUUAUGUUCUAUCUUGUCAUUCACCAGUCCUGAUUAUUCAGAAAUGGAUAAGAGGAUAUUUAAUUAGAAGAAUAUUGUGCCUGAUUUCUGUACAGGAAGUUUUGCGACACAAACGUUACAUCAGAGAAGGAAUAAAACGCACACCCAUUCGACUAUCGCCUUCAGUAUAUGAUAGUAAAAGCUUUCUGUUUCACACCACUAUGCCAGAACAGCACACUGUGGUCAAAGCACAUACAUCUGGGAUCCAAAUUAUAGAAGCAAAAGAUCUUAAGGAGCUUCAUUUAUAUUUGAGAAGAUUAAAACAUCCUGUUUUCUCGGCCUUACUCAGAUUGGAAGAAGAAAAAAAGAUGAAAGAAAAAAAAUCAAAAAGGUCACAAAGGAAGGAUAUCUUGGACUGGAAAAAAACUGAAAUGAAAGCUGAUGAGAUGGCAACUAAAUUCAGGCUUUCAGUACGUAAAAUACCUUUUUAUUCAUUGACUGAUGAGCUGCAAUUGUAUCAAGAGAGAGACAAAGAAUUUUUUGAUGCUGCCCAUGACUUGCGUUAUUUCAUGCAUCCUAUCCCACAAACUAUGCCUGUACAUGAGCCAGGGAGCAUAAAUAAAAGAGCCUUUGCUAAAGCAUUUGGAACUGUAAGACUUCGCCCCUUGUGUGCCAUCGAUAAAGCGUACUUGGAAAGUCAGAAAUGGGAUGUCCAACUUAGAAAGGAGCGGGAAGUUAUGCGGAUGCAGAUUGCAAGAUGUGAAGUGAGAGAGUACAUGCAUCGUAUCCAGGAAGAAAAAACUGAGAAAGUUCAGAGGAAAUAUGAAGACCAAAAGUUCAUGAUUAAUGAUUCUUUGACAGAGUACAAGCAUAAAAGAUCAAAGUCAAUUAACAAAAUGAGCCAAAAAUAUGUUAGUUUUUUAAACACCAAGGAGAGAAAAGCAAUAGAAAACACAUUUGUUCAGCGCUUCAGCGCUCAGCAUGUUUCUUUGACAAAAGGCUUAUUAAGACUUGAUGGGUGGAGGAAUCAUGAAGAAGCCAUAAAGGAAAGAAAGCAUAUCAUUAAAGGAAUCGUAGAAGAACAAAAACAGCGAAAAGAGGUGUAUAAAAAUUUUCAUGAGGAAAGUGAACCUUAUCUGGACAUGAAAAAUGAGCAUGUGAAUGUGGAAUCUGCCCACAGUAGAAAUGGAUAGAAAAUUAAUAUCAUACAUUGUAAUAACGAGUGAAGAGAACUGUUUAUGUGAAGUAUCGGGGAAGAAGAUUCCAGCUGUGAGAGACUGGCCUGAUAAAAAUACUGGACUGUGCAAAAAUGGCAACAAUUAUCAGCUGUUUGUGUCAUGAAGAAAUAACAAAAAUUAUAUAUAUUUAUAAAUAAUUUGAUACAUGUUGUUAAUUUUUCUAACAAUGACCAGCUUUAUCAAAAUGUACACAUUUUCAAUUUUUUUGUUUUACUGUACAGAGUAAUCUUUUAAAAAAGGAAAAUGUCUGAAAUAGUGGGACAAAAAAGGUAUUAGUUAUGCAGUCAUGAACUAUUAAGGAGUGCUCAUAGUGUUGAAGGAAUGGACUGUUACUUGUAUACAUGGGUGGUCUGGUUAAAUUUGUAUGAUGAGGACUGAUAUGAUAAACCUGUCCUACUUUCUUGUGGAUACUUUACAAACAAAAUUGGACUACUGCUACUACCAUGCCAGUACUUUCAGUAGGGGAUCUCAGCUUUUUUCAUUGGAUUUUAUUAUUGCCCAUUAGAUCUUUGGGAUUGUCAAUACUACAGGUUGGGUUCAUGUUCAUUCCAGCCAGCCAUUCUAGCCAAAAGAAAUUGAGUAUGGCUUCCUGUGACAAUGUACUGAAAACCUUAUAUCUUGUCAAUAAACUAAUUCUUGACAUGUCUCCUCUCACUUCUGACUUUUGGAUAAGGUUGAUGAACAUGUCCACUUGCAUUCCUGGCAUAUAUUGACAAUAAUGAAUAGCCUUUAAUAAAGUUGUGGUCUGUUUAACCCAUUUUCCUUCUAGCUGGCUAUAAAAUAUUAAGACUCCUAGGUCCACAUCAUAGCUUCUAAUCUGGGUAUAGCAUUGAAAUUGAAUUUGUGUCUCUAAUAAGUAGUAUUAAUGACAAAAAGAAGAAAUUUGAUUGUAUUGGAUCUUUUGCCUUGUUAAGAAAAAACAGAACAAUUUGAGGUAAAGAGAGUGCCACUGUGGAAAUUACAUUUCCCAAAUGUUUUCAUUUAACUGCUGGAAGUGGUACUACCAGUGGAAUAUUGAUUUUUAUGUAUCCUAAUAAAU
This is a messenger RNA of Rhineura floridana, 3702 nucleotides long. It is a transcript of the gene LRRIQ3, whose product is annotated as leucine rich repeats and IQ motif containing 3. Lineage: Eukaryota; Metazoa; Chordata; Lepidosauria; Squamata; Rhineuridae. The record is from RefSeq and is a predicted model, not a curated record. Gene Ontology annotation, molecular function: protein binding. The coding region runs from base 804 to 2618 and encodes 604 amino acids. The transcript has 8 exons.